Messenger RNA from Candidozyma duobushaemuli, 4296 nucleotides. Its product is annotated as cohesin-loading factor complex subunit. The record is from RefSeq and is a predicted model, not a curated record. Gene Ontology annotation, cellular component: Scc2-Scc4 cohesin loading complex. NCBI's taxonomy places the organism in Eukaryota, Fungi, Ascomycota, Pichiomycetes, Serinales, Metschnikowiaceae. Gene Ontology annotation, biological process: regulation of gene expression; establishment of mitotic sister chromatid cohesion; establishment of protein localization to chromatin. Bases 1 to 4296 code for a protein of 1431 amino acids. Gene Ontology annotation, molecular function: chromatin binding. The transcript is spliced from 2 exons.
AUGAGCCUGCUGCCGACUGAGGGUCCUCGGGACUUGGUCGAGGCGUUGGCAGUGAGCCCAUUUUACCAUCUUCUUCCAAAUCGGGAAAUAACUCCGCUCCUUUCGUACUUCAGUACAGAUCAUCCAGCACCCCAUGUCCACAUACAAUCAAAUCAGCGGCUCAAACGCCUCAUGGACCGAGCGAUAGAGGCAGUUAAUGAAGAUGCUGACGCGUAUAAAGACGCGAUUGACGCGAUGAUGAAAACUUUUGGGAAAAAUGACGACGUCAAGUUGGAAAAUAUCAGGUUCAAGAAACCCGUGAUCGCUAGUGAAGGGCUUGGUCAACCGUGUGUGCCCUCACUACCCCCAUUGUAUGCUCGAGUCCUUGAAUCAGUUCCUGAUGUGUCUAAUGAUAGCCUUGUGGAGCAAACUGCUGACCUUAACGGGCCACAAUUGAGCCAUAUCGAUGGUGCAGCUUCUGCAAAGAAAUACGACCUACUAAUCGCCGAGGAGAUCGAGCGACAAUUCUCAAGCCAGAAACGCAAUCUAAAUAUCUCCUCCCUGAAGUCCAGAAAGCGUAUCCAUCUUGAUUCAGAGCAGCUCACCGAUUCGACCAUUGCAGGCAUAGUCGAUCUUAUAGACAAGGUGGGCCUCGAUGAUGCUGACGAAGUCAUUGAUACACAGGUAUGCUCAGUGGAGGGUAAUAAGCGUCUUCUAAGUCUGGAAGCCACCCGCCUGUUGCUCCAUCAUUUUACACGAUUGGCAGAAGCACACAGAGUCCCAGAGUUGCACCUGGAUUAUAUCAGAAGAACACAACGGCUUUGUCUCAAUCUCAUCAAGGAUGCCGAGUUUGCAACAUUGAGGUCACUCCAGGCUACAAGACUACUUCUAAUUAUUAUUUCUGCGAGUGGGUUGGAGAAGCGCCUCUACACUGAGACUUAUAUCUCAAGUGUAGUCGACUAUGUAUCGACUGUGCUCAUGGAAUUGAGUACUACUGAUGAGAAUGCCUUUGACGAAAAGGCUUCUUUUAUCACCAAACUUUUCCAGGAUCUAACGAAAUACGUCAGCUCAGCGACUACAGAUGAGCGAAUUCUCACAAAGAUUGAAUACUCGUGCCUCGAUGUCAUCUUUGGUGAGGCCAAAGAGUCAACGGAUAUUUGUUUUUCCCUGAUUCAGCUUCUUGUGGCCAUAUUUCGGACCUAUGAUCACCAGCGUCAAUUCCUUGUUCACGAAAUUUUGAACAAUUUCAGUCGAAUCGAGCGUCUGGGCCAAUCCACCCAGCUUUCAACAUCUCAGGGUAUUACAGUGUCUUCAUUUACCAUGUCGCUUGUAAAAUUCAUCCAGUCCAUCGAUCUGGACUACCCUCACACUGAAAUCAAUGAGUACACAAAACUUCCCAAGUCUUCAAACCCCACAGCUCAAGUGAACAAAAAACGUCAACGUAUUCUAGAUAAUCUUGCAGGCAAGUUCACGGAAGUGAAGCAUCUUGCCCACAUGAUUGCGUCGUUUUGCACCGAGAAGCUUAUCUCAUCGGAGACCAAAUACAAGACCGCAUUGAAUAUUCUCCUAGAUGACCUUCUCAAUCUUCUUGUAUCUCCCGAAUAUCCAGGAGCGGAAACGAUCUUGGUAUCCCUUACUACCCAAAUUAUUGAAGAAUUGACCAGUGGCUCGAUCCAAAGCUCGAAUGAACCUCUCGCACUUGAUAUAAUUGGACGUGUUGGUAUAAAUAUACUCAAGCUCAAGAAGGAAAUAGGCGUUGUUGCAAGUGGCUGCUCUGAGCCUCUUGAAAUCUUACAACUUGCUGAUCUCACUGCUCAAAGCAUGCACCUAGUUGCAACCAAUAGGGAUUACAUCAAAUGGAGAACGUUGUCAAAACUUGCUGCUAUCUCCUCUAGGGAGUCCUCUGGAACCUCUCGACAUGGCUAUUUCCAUUCAAGCCCGGACAAAAAACCACGAGUUUCAGACGCAGAAUCUGCUGUUCACGAGGCAGUUGAUCUCUUGUUCUCACAAACGACACCUUCUACUGGCAAAGGUGAGCUGGCCUCAUAUAAAAAACUCAAUCUUAUGCAUUCUCUAGAUGCGUGCUACGAUGAUUUUUUGAAUUUGUUAACACAUACCCUAGAGAGCCCAAAAGUACGACUCAGUACCAAAGCAAUCAAGGUCUUGUCUAGCUUGGUCAAUUUGGACCUGGAUAUUUUCAAGAUCCCGAAAAUCACUGUGUCCAUUUCCAGGCUUCUAGAGAGUAACGCAGCACUGUCAAGAGAUGCUAUCAUAGAUUUGCUCGCAAAAUUUAUUUCUUCCAAUACUGAUUUAUUAGAGAGGUACUACAAACCUAUUUGUGCUAGAACUGGGGAUGAGAGCGUGGCCGUGAGGAAAAGGGUCAUCAGAAUCAUGAAGGAAUUUCUUGAUCUCACUUCAAACGUCGAUAUCAAAUCUCAUUUUUGUAUGAGACUUAUGAGAAAUUUGGAAGAUGUGGAAGAGAAUAUGAGGGAACUUGCUCAGGAAACGUUGUACAGAAUCUGGUUCCACUCAUCUCUGACUGCAAGCCGCAAAGAUGUGAUACUUAUGAUGAUACAGGUGAUCACACACAGUUAUCAAAGUCAGCGCUUGUUCGAGCAUUUUAUUCUUUCGGACGUCAAAGAGGGGAAACUUUUAAUCAAGCAAGAUCAGUUAGCUCCACUUGCAGAGACAACUUUGGCAAUUGCCACUGAUUUGAUUGACACAGAAGACCAAAAGAUGGCUGAAAAUUCAUUGAAACUUCUUUCUAUCUUUGCUAAAAUUGAUAUGGAUAUCGUGGCUCAAGAUAGUCUCCUCUCGCUUCUACCUUACUUGUCAAUGGCAGAUUCUAGCGAAGAUGUUUGUUUUUACUCCCUUAAGAUAAUACGGUCUGUUUCUGCUCGAAGUCCAGCAUUCAGCGAGGGAUUCACAAGAGAUCUUCAGGACAUUCUUCUCAAAAGGUUGACAAAGUUCAAUGUUCGGGAGCUCCAUCAAGCUGUCCCCAUUUUGAAUGACUUAUGUGAGCGAUCCAAUUCGCAAAAUAGGCUAUCUAACGCCAUAGCAUCUUGCAUCAAAUUGUUGGGAAGCCGCAUCGGCAAGCCCGAGGAACUGGAUCAGAAAAUCCUCGUCGUAAAGCUAUUGCAGUUAUUCGGCUGUUUUGGGGCAUUUUGUGACCUUGAAGGCUCGAGAGAUCUAAUUGAGAAAGCUAAUGUGGGACUCAAAUGCGAUGAGACGGUCACCAGCCUCCUUAUGAGAUUUACAUUGCAUUUCUUGAAGGAAGAUAAAGGAUUAUCUACGCGAUCGGCCGCAAUGAAGAGUCUCUUGUUGAUUUGCACCUAUCAUCCAAAAAUGUUUCUACUGAAGCCAGUUAUGAGACUUCUCAAUGCUGAAUUUGCGAAUGGCUCUUAUCGAAUGAAAUUAACCAUCUUGGAAGGGUUCAAUUCAUUUUUACUGAAGGAGGAUGAUGAUGCUGGAAAGCGUAGCUUAGACGAGACACAUUCAUCUGAAAAAAGACUCGAUGUUGAAGUUUUUCAUGGCACUUCACACAACUAUAUCAAUGACAGUGUAUGUCUGAGUCUCAUUCAAAGUUUCAUUACUCCUGCUCUCGAGCUUUGCUUACAAGAUGCCAGUCCUUUGUCACUUACACCAGUAAGGUUUCUCGAACUCAUAAUGAAACUUGGGUUUGCCAAUCCAAAAGUAUGCGCUCCAACAAUUAUUGCAUUGGAAGCAUCGCCAAACAAGUUUGUGAGGAAAAUUGCAUUUGGUCUCCAUAAGCAGAUAUUCGAGAAGCACGAAUCUUUAGCUGACAGGAAUUAUGUUGAAGCUUUCAAACUAGCAGUCAACUAUAACAAAAAGGUGGGUGGUGAUAAUAUUUGGCAGAAUGUUCUGUUCCUCAGGUCGGUCUACAAAGUAGUCAGCAGAAGCUACUCGAGCAAGAAGAGAUUAAUCCUGUCUCUUGUACGUCUAUUUACGAUUGAUACGUCGGUCAGUGACUUGCAAGCCAGCAUAAACACCAGAGACACGAUUCUAUUCCUUGUUCUCAACCUCUCUGUGUUGCCAUUCCUGUCGCUCGAGGAAGUCUGUCUUGUGUUGUAUCAUUUGGACAGGAGUAUUACUCAUGAGGGCAUCGAAUUAGCAGACAGAGUCUUCUCGACAGUUGGAUCAAAUAGCGGAGAAGGAAUGUCGGUGGACAAUCUCCAACUCCUCUUUGUCCACUCCCAGUGCUAUCUUGCGUUGAUUUAUCUUCGUCAGACACUCGCAGCGGCCUUUGCAGUUUCGAAUAACCAGUCACGCUUAUUGACUUUCCUCUUGAGAAUCUAG